ACUUACAGUGGUGUCGACGCGAUGACAUAAGGCGUGUCGAGGCCUUCACGAAAACUAACAACAGAGUGAAGAGAAACCAUAACCACGAUCUCAACAGGACGCCCGUCGACGCGGCAGGUAUAUGCACUCGUUGAAAUCCAAUAAGCCCGACUGGCACAACAAAUAGAAUGCGGACUCGUGCCAGUCCAACAUACAAGAUUGGCACAGCACUGUCAGUAACAUAAAGCAAUAUUGCCUCCGGUCGCACUCAUGGCGAUCCUUUGGGAAAUUAUGCGCAGGCUGUACCCACGCCGGGGAACCCCUGUCGGUCUCUAUCGGCUUGGCCUACGAUACAUAAAAGCCAAAGGACUUGCCAAAGCACGUUCACACUGUUUUAUUCGGUUAUUUAAGUCGGGGAAUGAUGUCACAGUCGGAAGUAUAUAAUGGUGCUAAUUGGGGGCCCGGUUUUGCUGGAUUUGCAGUUGGGCUAGCUUUGUAUGGUGUAUCAGCAUCCCAAUGCCUAUUCUACAUCGUGGCGUUCCCGAAGGACAAGCGUAUUAUCAAAAGUGCACUCUCGACCCACAGUUUUCUGGACAGCGUCAAUACCCUCUCAUUUUUAUGCUUCUACUUUCGAUUGUUGAUAAUUUAUCGAUGGAACACGGCAUAUCCUCCCACGAGCGAGAUGACCUGGUACAUUGCCUUUGCUACAAAUUCCUGUAUCGCGUUCUUUGUCCAAUGCUUCUAUGCCCACAGGGUUUGGAUAAUUGGAGAUCGGAAUAAGCUGUUGACGUGUGUAGUGGUAGUAUCAGUAUUUGGUAGCCGUAUUUAUGAAAGUGACAACGUCGCUACCUUCUUUAGCAAUCCGGCGGACUCGGCAGUCAAUGCCCUGGCAAGUGCAGUAUGCGAUGCCAUCAUCACAGCAAGCGUAUAUUUCUGUCUCCGUCGGCCGGGAGCUGGUCUUGGUCCGAUGAGGGAAAACCCUAUUCAAAAAUUUAAUUUGGUCUUCGUUCAGAUGGGUUUGAUCACAUUCACGAGUGCCCUUACAACGUCUGUACUUUAUUAUGAGAGUGAUCUGAUUGGACAAUACUUCACUGCCGCGCCAGUUUCAAUGCUGGGUAAAACGUAUUCGAACUCCAUGUUAGCUGUGCUGAAUGCAAGGAAGCCUAUCCGUGAUCGGCAACAAUUUGUUCCGGCGUCUCCAUCGCAGCUUCCUACCCUACAAACUAAUCAUUGACCCCCCCAACCUUGUACUGCACAUACCUCCGAUCUGUUUCCCCAGCCAAUGGUCAUUCUUCCUGAGUUCAAAGUGACGUGGGACUUCCUGGACCUGUUUCGGACUCGUACAUUUAGUAAAACGAAC
This is a messenger RNA of Pisolithus orientalis, 1339 nucleotides long. RefSeq lists its product as uncharacterized. Lineage: Eukaryota; Fungi; Basidiomycota; Agaricomycetes; Boletales; Pisolithaceae. Bases 398 to 1213 code for a protein of 271 amino acids. The transcript has 16 exons. The record is from RefSeq and is a predicted model, not a curated record.